Molecule: messenger RNA, 1138 nt
Organism: Oncorhynchus tshawytscha (Chinook salmon)
Lineage: Eukaryota; Metazoa; Chordata; Actinopteri; Salmoniformes; Salmonidae
Product: amine sulfotransferase-like
Exons: 6
Coding region: 171-1052 (293 amino acids)
Biological process (GO): sulfation
Cellular component (GO): cytoplasm
Molecular function (GO): sulfotransferase activity
Source: RefSeq, a predicted model, not a curated record
GGUGGCUGGACCGCUCCGGGAGUCUGAGGUUCGGGAGGUUCCUCCGCCCCCUCUGGACAUCGACGGGGCCCCGGCGUCCAGUAAGGCCCCUGUUCGAGCCUUACUGGACUCGAGGCGUCGGGCGAGGGGCCUUCAGUACCUCAUGGAGUGGGAGGGGUACGGUCCAAGAGAUGCUGGGUGCCGGUGGAGGACGUUUUGGACCCUUCGUUGCUACUGGAGUUCCACCGUCUCCAACCGGAUCGCCCUGCGCCUCGUCCUCCAGGUCGUCUCCGAGGUCGGUGUCGGCGCGCUGCUGGAGCUGCGCGUCGAGGGGAGGUACAGUAUGGACCCAGCGUAUCAUCACCCUGUUGUUUGAGGAUGAUUUCCCAGAGGAGGCUAACCAGACCACCUUUGUGAGGAUGCCCUGGCUGGAGAUCCUGGAGAAGGGGAAGACCUACACCGAGAGACCCUCUCCACGCCUCUUCUGCUCCCAUCUACACCAGCAACUUAUGCCCAAGGGCCUGCAGAAGAAGAGGGCCAAAGUAAUCUAUGUGACCAGGAACCCUAAAGACAUCCUGGUGUCCUACUUCCACUUCUCUAAGUUCAUGAAGAAUCUGGACAGUCCAGAACACUAUGACGAGAUGCUGGACAAGUUCUUCUGUGGAUGGAUGCUUGGUGGCUGCUGGUUUGACCAUGUCAGAGGAUGGUACAACAACCAGGACAAAUACAACAUCCUGUUCCUCAGCUAUGAAGAGAUGAUCAAGGACCUGAGAUCGGUGGUAGAGCGUCUGGCUGAGUUUGUCGGGAAGAGCCUAUCUGAUGCAGCUAUAGACAGCAUAGUGGAGAAAGUCACCUUCAACAACAUGAAGAAAGAUGACAAGGCCAACUAUGAGUUCUUGACUGAGAUCGGCAAUGACAAGAAGAAGGGAAAGUUCCUACGCAAAGGUACCAUAGGAGACUGGAAGAACUCAUUGACGGUGGCCCAGAGUGAACACUUUGACCAGAUCUAUCAGGAGAGGAUGAAGGACCUGUCUCUCAACUUCGUCUGGGACAUCACAGAGCUUCAAGGCUGAUACAGACACAUAUGCAUGCGCACACAGUGGCGGUUCUAGUUUGUAUGGCUCCUUGGGCUUAACCGUCCCUUCAGCACCCCCCCCCC